UUGCCUGUCGACGAUGUGUUGUGGUCGGUAAUGGAGGAGUACUUCGAAAUAAGACAUUAGGGGAGAAAAUUGACUCAUAUGAUGUGAUAAUAAGAAUGAAUAAUGGCCCUGUUAUAGGGUACGAAGAAGAUGUUGGGAGGAGGACGACUUUCCGCCUUUCUUACCCGGAAUCCAUCUUCUCAGAUCCGAUCCACUACGACCCUAAUACGACUGUUGUUCUCAUCGUCUUCAAACCACGUGACUUGAAGUGGCUGUGGGAGAUACUAGGUGGUCAGAAAAUAAGUGCUAAAGGCUUUUGGAAGAAACCAGCUCUGAACAUGAUAUACAAAUCUAGUCAAAUCAGGAUUCUUGAUCCCAGCAUCACCAGAAAAACAGCUUAUGAAUGGCUUCGUUUCCCAACAAGGUUUCCCAAAAAAGAGAAACCCAAGCAUCCAACAACGGGGCUAAUUGCCAUUACGCUAGCAUUUCACAUAUGCCAUGAAGUUCACCUGGCAGGCUUCAAGUACGACUUCACUGACAGAAACAGUUCUUUGCACUACUACGGCAAUGACACAAUGUCUCAGAUGAUGCAGAAUGAAUACCACAACAUCAAUGCUGAGCAGAAAUUUUUGAAGAAGCUUAUAGACAAGAACUUUGUGGUCAAUUUGACGUGAAAGUUGAAUGGAAAAUACAAAGAACAAUCACUAUUUUCAAGAUUUGAAAAUUUUUUAUUUUUUGUAUGGUAUUUUUAUUUUUUAAGUGCAGCAUAACUGUUUACUGUUUAAAAGGAGCACAGAAACCUCACCAAGGCAGAAGCUUCUUCUAAGCCUGAGGGCAAUGGACUAUUGCAAACUGAGUUAACUGAAUUUCUGUGAAGCUAUUUAAUAAUGGGAAAACCAUGAAACUUUCAGCUGAAAGUAUCAGGGAUAUAUAAAAAUGUGAUGCACAUCACUUAUUUAUCAGCAAGAACUCUUUCCAGAUGAUUACUUCUCUGGAGUACUUUUGUUUCUGAUGUUGUCCUCCAAAAGAGGACUUACACUGUCAAGAGGCUGAGACGCCGAGUGUUUAAUUAACAGAGCGAUGUAAAGUCUUGAAUAUCUGUCUUGUACUAUGAAAAUGGCUUUAAAACGAUGCCUAUAAAUCAUUACUGUGUGUUUGGGAGAAGGGGGAACAUACAGAGUGUACAGGUUUUGGUCUGCCCUGCUCCUGAGGAGGGGACGUCCAUCUUCAGCAAAGAAGCCACAGCUUCUGCACUGGCCGUCGACUCUGA
Molecule: messenger RNA, 1249 nt
Organism: Fulmarus glacialis (Northern fulmar)
Lineage: Eukaryota; Metazoa; Chordata; Aves; Procellariiformes; Procellariidae
Gene: ST3GAL6
Product: ST3 beta-galactoside alpha-2,3-sialyltransferase 6
Exons: 5
Coding region: 96-653 (185 amino acids)
Biological process (GO): glycolipid biosynthetic process
Molecular function (GO): beta-galactoside alpha-2,3-sialyltransferase activity
Source: RefSeq, a predicted model, not a curated record